AUGACGUCUUCAGUUCGCGAACAAACAGUGAACAAGAGACGAGGAGACAAGCAAUCCGAAGGAAAAUCCAAGUCUAAAUCACAUGGAUUGGCAGAUGAAGCCGAUCACACCGAUGACGCUGGGAAUCAAUCAAAUGACCACUAUAAAGCCCGUCUCUCCCCAUUCAGAUACAGCCUAAGAUCAAAACUAUUACCUAUAAUCCGAGCCGAAUCAAGUUAUUUAUACAGUUUACAAACGAAGUUACGACAUCCAAUUCUUGAUUUUUAUUUUGCGUGGACCGCCAACUUAGCCAGUCAUACUUUUUACGUGUUGAUGCUUCCACCACCUAUCUGGUUUGGUGCUAGUGAUUUAUCUCGUGAUCUAGUGUAUGUGCUUGGAUUGGGGAUCUAUUUCACAGGAUUCCUCAAGGAUUUCUUUUGUUUACCCAGACCAAGAUCCCCACCAUUACGCAGAAUCACCAUGUCGUCAUACACCACACAAGAAUACGGGUUCCCUUCAUCCCAUCUGGCAAAUGCUACUGCUGUUACGCUUGUAUUGAUUUCUCGUCUUGUUAAUUUAGAUAUUUCCCGCGGGGAAUACUGGGCAUUAAUGUCGGGGUUGAUUCUUUACUACUUUUCAUUGAUUUUCGGAAGAUUAUACUGUGGAAUGCAUGGAUUUUUGGAUAUUUUCAUCGGAUCAUCAGUGGGUGCUUCUUUAUUUGCAUUUAGACAUUAUUGGGGAAAGCAAUGGGAUGAAUUCUUAUUCAAUAAUGCACUCGGAGCUAUUCCUAGUGCGAUUAUUAUAAUUGCGUUAUUCAUGUCAUUCAUUCAUGUUCAUUCUGAACCAGUUGACAAUUGUCCAUGUUUUGAUGAUUCCGUGGCAUUUAUCGGUGUCUUAAUUGGUCUUGAUUUGUCACAUUUAGUUGCCUUCAAAACCCAGUAUUUGGCUAAUUUAAACUUACACAAGGAUCCAUUCCUACUUCCAUUCGACAGCAGUCAAAGUCCAUGGAAAACUGUUGUUCGAUUUAUAUUAGGGGUAACCCUAGUAGUUAUUUGGAAAACAAUUUCCAAGCCGGUGAUUUUUACAAUCUUGCCACCAAUUUAUAAAUUCAUCGGGGUUAACUUGCCAAGAAAGAAUUUCAUCGCCACAGCUCAUACCAAAGCGCCUACUCGAGCCAUCCGAUCCGCGUCAAUUUCCAACGAAACCGGCGAAAUCGGAGACAUAAACACGUUCAUCAAGGGAAUAACUGCUCAUAAUCAACGAGAUGAAGUUGGCCCUAGUACGGAAAUAGAUUACUUCGAAAUGUUGGAUUAUAACAAAGAACAUCAUUUACAAGAGAAAGUGGAGGAAGUCGCCGGCGUGUUUAAACCACGAUACGACGUGGAGAUUAUUGGGAGAGUUAUCGUUUAUGCUGGUGUUAGUACCACCGCUGUGUGGGGGCUUUUUAUGGCUACCCAGUAUGUCCCUGUAUAG
Messenger RNA from Spathaspora passalidarum NRRL Y-27907, 1452 nucleotides. RefSeq names its product sphinganine kinase. The coding region runs from base 1 to 1452 and encodes 483 amino acids. The transcript has a single exon. The record is from RefSeq and is a predicted model, not a curated record. NCBI's taxonomy places the organism in Eukaryota, Fungi, Ascomycota, Pichiomycetes, Serinales, Debaryomycetaceae. Gene Ontology annotation, molecular function: sphingosine-1-phosphate phosphatase activity. Gene Ontology annotation, cellular component: endoplasmic reticulum membrane.